Patiria miniata (bat star) is the source of this 3685-nucleotide messenger RNA. Its product is annotated as sortilin-related receptor-like. NCBI's taxonomy places the organism in Eukaryota, Metazoa, Echinodermata, Asteroidea, Valvatida, Asterinidae. The record is from RefSeq and is a predicted model, not a curated record. Bases 247 to 1500 code for a protein of 417 amino acids. Gene Ontology annotation, molecular function: protein binding. Gene Ontology annotation, cellular component: plasma membrane. The transcript is spliced from 8 exons.
AUAUCGAUCAAAUUGUUGGUGUUACCGUACAUGGGGAAUGAGAGAGAGUCUUGGGCGACAACGAUUGUGACGUCACAUCACGGAUAGUCGGUAUAAAAGUUGUUCACUUUUUGCUCGCUCAACGAAACAAGUUUCGUCAGUGAUACAAGGACUUGCGUGCUUUUGCGAGACUUCGCGCGGACAACUUGAGAAGUGCUGACAAUUGUUAUUUUCUCUCCCCUUCGUUGAGCUAAGAGACGUAUUCCGAUGAGUGGGUAUGUCCUGAAAUCGCGAACGCUAUCGCUAGCGUCUAUAUGGUUGGUCUUGGCGGGUCUAUGUAGCGGCGGGGUCAGCGCAAUAUGGUUCGGCCGGCCCGGCGAAGGCUGGACAAGGAACCGGGCGAUUUGGGUGAAACCGCAGGUGGAGGUGGGGUUGGAAGACCGGGCCCAGUAUCCGGACACCGUGGUGGACCGGGACUACUGGCCAACCGAAGAUGAAGAGGAUGACAAGCGAAAUGGGCAACUCUCGUCCCAGGUACUCUUCAAUUUGAUCAGAGGAAAGGGCCGCUCGAGCACUACGAAACGCAGCGCCGAGUGUGAGUCCAACGAGUUUCGCUGUUCAGAAGGAAGCUGCAUACCUAAAGAGUUGAAGUGCAAUGGGGUACCAGACUGCCCGCAAGGGACAGACGAACAGGAGUGCCAGUUUCCCGCCAGACGAGAAAUGCCGCCCCCAAGCGACCGGCGGGUGGCCCACUACCCGAUAGCUGGCCACGCCGCCGCUCAACAGGAACUCAAGCGGUUCCACGACUGCGUACAGAAGUUGAUAUACGGCUUACGUAUUGCAGGGCCGUUUACACGUAGCAAGCAGUGCGAAGUGGGCUAUUCCAGAUGCGCACUGCAGACGCAGUGCUACGACAGCCGUUACGCGUGCGACGGGUACAUCGACUGCGUAGACGCGUCGGAUGAGAUGGAGUGUGCCUCUACACCGUGCCCCGCCGCAGGAUACACCAAGUGCGCCAACGGAUGGCAGUGUUUCGACGCAACACAUACUUGCGACGGUUUGGUGGAUUGCGUGGACGGCUCGGACGAGAGGAACUGUGGGAACAGGGAGUGUCUUGGCUUGGACCAAAUCAAGUGUGGUGACGGGAAGCAGUGUUACAGGGCAGACUUCAGAUGCGAUGGCAUCAUAGAUUGCACUGACGGCACGGACGAAAAUAACUGCUCCAUGUACCAGUGCGGGAGCGGUUUCAGAAAGUGCGCCAAUGGCCUACAAUGCUUCAACACGUCGCUGCAGUGUGACGGCAUAGCUCAGUGUGUGGACGGGAGCGAUGAAGCUAAUUGCCCGGCCCAGGGGAACAAUAGUGCCUCACCGAACACCUCGUUCUCAGGGGCACCAGAGUGGAGUUGCCAGCAUCAUUCAUGCGCAGACGGUUCCAAGUGUUAUCUAAACAACCUGCGUUGCGAUGGCAUUCCCGCUUGCGACGACGGAAGCGACGAGUGGGACUGUGGAAAACGUGACUGAGUAUACCGAGGACUUCAAUACAACCUUUCCGACAAAUAUAGCGACAACACUUCUUCCUGCCUCAUCGACCUCUCAAGAAGAUACGGCGAAUAAAAGAGCAAUUACUGAUAGACCCUUCGAAAAAUAUAACUAAUACAAAAAACAUUCCCUCACCAAAUGAGUAAUUUUAAAAAAUUAGAUGUCCAACCCUCGAUAGAAAGAGAGUACAGAACCAGAAAAUAUAGGAAGAGAAAGUACAUGUAGAACAAGAACGUAAAAGGAAACCAAUUCGAUAUCUUUUGACUUCUUUAACUGGUCGCAUAUAUUUUCUUCUUUUUUUAAAACAUGUACUUCUUUUUAUUGAAUUUCUUCAUGUAGGUGUAAAUAUUAUUACAUUAUCUUAAGAAUUAUGUCCUCGAGCUGAUAAUGUUUACAGUGAAAAUUCAGAUGCGGUUGUAAGGAAAUUGAAUAUUGACCGGGAUAUGUAUUAGAAUUCCUGUAACUAUAGAAGGACGGAGGAAAAACGAUUUGCAUAUUUAAUUGAGAUGUCGAGAUGCCGGAUUUUGUAAACUCACUAGGUGGAAAAAUGGAGCUAGAUCUGGUAGUAGGAUAGAUUGGUAAGCAUCGGCUGUUGUUGCGAAACGCCUCAGAUCUUCGUAGAUUUGCACUUGUUUACUUUAAAGAAUGUGCAUAUUGUAUUUUUGGACUGGAAAAGAAAGCAUAAUUUUUGUGUUAAUUGCAUUCCAGCAGAAUUAACGAUAUUGUAUGUAUUGGUACAGGUCUUUUUAAAAUACAAAAUUAGAAGUAAAUUCAAGCUCCCCUAUUUCCAAGGAGUGGACGUAUAGGGACUAAAGGCAAUGUGGAGUGAAAAUCUGCAUUGACAUCUGAUAGAAAUGCUCAGAAAAUAUAUCAAUCCAUUGGAAACUGGAGUAAAAAACCCGAUCUUUUCGAUUGAAUGAAAUUGUCUCUAAAACGUCUGAUCACUAGUUUCAUUCGGUACGAUGGGUGUGAACUUUCACUACAGGGGAAUAGGGCCUAAUCAUUGCAUUUAAUGGCAGAGACUUGUUGGAAACUUAGUCUCAAAAUUGGUGUUAUUAAUGGCUCAUUGGAGCCACUGUAUAUCAACCUAAAUGUCAAUUACAUACAUUAAUGUUUCCAAGCACAAAACUACAUUAUAUCACAAGAAGUGUAGCCAUUACUAAUUCAACAUUUUGGUACGUAUCGUAGUCUAGAGUCAUGGGAGGGAGGUUUCUCCAGACAGGGCGCCCUACAAACGAUUAAAAAUAGAUUAAAGGAAAGCACAAGUGUCCAUAAGUUUGAUAACGAAUGUAUCGUGAAUAUAAGAAUCGCCAGUCACCUCAAUUCUAUGUAAGAUUGGAGGAAUGUAAAAUGAGGAAUGUAUAAGAAGAAUGUAAAAAAAAUAAAAAAAUUGUGGGCCGUACGACAAAGAUGUUAUACAGUCACUGCGCUGGAGGCUCAUGCCAUGAAUUAUGAACGCGAGUGACGAACGAUCUGUAUAUAAACUAUAUCUAUGAAAAAUUAAUCGCUUGCAUGCAAACAAUAAAGACGACCUAGACAAUAUUUCUUCAUUGACGUCGACGAUCGAUUUAAAGCGACAGUUCCAUGUGUUAUUAAUAUUGUUAGAUUGGCUUGCCAUAGUUAUUGAUUGCCGGGUGUCUUGGGGCUUUGGAAAAUAAAAAAUAAUGUAAGCCUACUUGAGAAAGAGUUAUGCAUAACGAUAAAAAGAAGGAAAAAUGUUAAGUGGAUCGAAUGUCCAAGAUGAAAUAAAAACCUGUUGGCAUGUUGAGUUUUAGACAUUGGUAUUGCUACCCUAUGAAGACAUGAAAUACCCUACGCAACACAUUAAUACACUACGUAUGCAUGUAAUACGGUAUUUGUCUAAAUUCCAAAGAUACCGAAUGUCUUUUAUAAACACACAGCAAGUAGGCUACUAUUACAAAAUCCAAUGGUUAAAUAUCAUGGUUGUUUUCCUUAACUAGAAAUAUUAGAACUUUAAAGGUUUGUUAUCAGUACAGUCUUGUAGACAGUAAGGCAUUCUGGUACAUUUCUUCUUUUGCCCGAGCACAUUGUGUCUAACACAGCACUGCAGUGGGAACCUCUGUUAAUUUUUCUCAAACUAGAACGUCGAUAACUACAUUUAAUUUGCCUAUUUUGUUUCGUGGAAUCCUGAGAAAUAAAGCUGGAA